CGUGAGGAAGGUAGUGCGCGGCGUCCAGCCCCACCAUGCUGACCGCGUUCGCACCGCCAGCCCUGCCUGGGCUCCCAGGGCGCCUGCCUGAGGUCCCCGCCCGGCGCCAGGACUCCUCCGGUUCGUCAGGUUCCUACUACACGGCUCCGGGUUCUCCAGAGCCCCCGGACGUUGGGCCGGACGCGGAGUGCCGAGCGAAUUGGCCCGGAGUGGCCCCUGCGCUGGGGGCGGGCGCGCAGCCUCGCCUGUCCGUCAGCGCCCAGAAUAGCCGCCAGCAGCUCGGGACCAGCUCGGGUUUCCCGCGAGGCCCGGGCUCCGGCCCGCGGCCGCCCCAGCCCCAGCUGCGCAUGCUGCCGUCGGGGGAGAUGGAAGUCAUCUUCGGCGCCGGGGCCCUGUUCAGCCGCUCCGACGCGGCGGAUAGCGAGGUGCAACAGCUCACCGCUCGAGCUUUCCGCAGCCUCUCUCCGCCCGGGCCCGCGACACCUGUUCCAGCAACACCGACGCCUCAGGCCCCGAACGGUGGCUCCCGCUGGGCCACUUACCUGGAGCUGCGGCCCCGCGGGCCAAGUCCUGGGACCCCAGCGCAGUUCGAGUGUGUGGAGGUGGCGCUGGAGGAACGUGCCGAGCCCGCCAGACCCCGGACUGUGCCCAAGCGUCAAAUUGAACUGCGCCCCCGACCCCGGAGCCCCCCGCGGGAGGCGGGCGCGCCGCGCCCCCGACUGCUUCUGCGCACUGGCUCCCUGGAUGAGUCUCUGGGCCGCCUGCAGGAAGCCGCGGGUCUAGUGCAGACAGCACUGGCCAGAAAACUAAGCCCUGCGGCCCCUGCCCGGAGCAGCGCCACCUUCGGGCCCACGGGGCGGCUGGAGUGUGCGACCCGGGAAACGGCCCGCAGUACCCGAAAGGUCCUGGAGGAGGCCAGGUCUCGGCCACCCCGCGUGCAUCAUAGUUCAGCCCCCGCCAGGGCACCACGGCCGUGGCCUAGCCUCCGAGAGCGCGCGAUUCGGCGUGACAAGCCCGCGCCGGGGACCGAGCCGCUGGGUCCGGUUAGUUCCAGCAUCUUCCUGCAGUCAGGGGAGAAGAUUCAGGAGGCGCACAGUCAGGAACUCAAGACUCGGUUCCCGCGAGAGACUCUGGAUCGAACCAUCCUGAGAGAACCGUCUCCGCCUUUUGAGUCUAGGGACUCCCGGGAGGUUCCGAGUAAGGCUGGAAAACCUAGGAGCUCGUCCCCACUGUGGCAGGCUCCAAAUGGGACCGUACGGGGUCCUCACUGCCCGUCCCCCCAGAAUCUGCCUCCGUGGAAUCGAGCUAUUCGGAGAGUAAGUAGCCCGUCGUUUCCCGAGGCAUCCUCUGCCUGGGGAAAUCAGGAUCCUGCUAUCGAGGAAACUGUCAGCAGAAGAAGCCCUUCCCCACCGAUCCGUUCUCAGUGGAAUCAGGGUGUUGCCAGAACAAGAAGCCCAUCCCCCGAAGCUCCUUCCCUGUGGGAGGUUCCGAAACCUGCAGUUGGGAAUACCGCAGAGGGCAAUAGGAGCCCGUCCCCGCCGGCCUUGUCCUCACUGGAGGCUCCAGAUCAUACUAAUGGGACGUGGAACCCAUCUCCCCAAGAGACGUGGGAUCCCACACUGCAGGGCUCAUCGAUAGUACCUACAUCGGAAGCUCUAAAUGGGAUAGGACAGGAGGAGCUGGCGCUGCCUAGACCGUCCGCCCCCAGGACCCCCGAGUUCACAGACGCGCAGAGUCCGUCCACGCGGGAGGUGCGGAAUCUUGCCUUCCGAGGCAGUCAGCCGUCGCCAGAAGUGGAUGCACCCGAGCUGCCCCUCAGUCGCCUCGUGGGCACCUUGGAUGCCGAUGUGCACCGGGAAGUCUCGGGCCCUGGAGAAGCAGCCUCGGGACGACCGCGCGUGGCCAUUCCACGGCCCCGCGACGUGCGCAAGAUGGUGAAGACCACGUACGCGCCAAGCUUUCCUCCGGGAACACCAGGUUCGGGGCUGCCUGCGCCUCCGGCGGAACCCCGCGGAGAGGAGGGCAGCUCAUCCAAGACACAAGAGUUCCAGGCGCUGGAGUCCCCAGCCCCAGCUCACUACACUUCUGUUUAUCUGAAGGACUUUCUGCCAGUCGUGACGCACCCCUACGAGCCCCCAGAGCCGUCCCCCGACACAGUCCCCCGGGACGCUUCACAGCCCAACGGGGUCCUGAGGCGGAGAGCAGAGAACAGCACGGCAAAACCCUUCGCGCGCACUGAGAUCCGCCUGCCUGGUGCACUGGCCUUGGGCCGCCGGCGGGAGGGACCUGGGGGAGUCCUGGUGCGCGGUUCUGGCGUAGAGAACCGGGAUGCGGAGGUCCAGCGCCUGGUCCCUGACGGCCAGGGGCGGACCAGCCCUCUAGGAGGCGCUCGCACCUCACCCCAGCAGUCGCCCAUAGGGCCAGCCGGGCCCCAACCAUCCAGACCACCCUGUCCCAGCUCCCCUCAGGCGAACCCUAGCUUGAGCCCUGGGAUAGCACCCAAAUUGGAGACGCCUCGUGUGGCCCCCGAGACCGCGAAUGCUGUCCAGUCGUCUCUCCCGCGGGAGCCCCAGGCGUCGGCAGGCAGAACGGCCCCCCCCCAGCCCCGCGCCGCGUCAGCGCCACCGAUGGACCGGUCCCCAGAAGGCCCUUUCCAGGGGGCGCGGAAGCCACCUGGGACCGCGUAUCCGGGGAAGGUCCUGGUGGACCCCGAGAGCGGCCGAUACUACUUUGUGGAGGCGCCGCGACAGCCUCGGCUACGGCUGCUCUUCGACCCAGAGAGCGGGCAAUAUGUAGAGGUGCUGCUGCCGCCAUCGCCCCCAGGGCCACCCCGCCGCGUCUACACCCCGCUGGCCCUGGGCUCCAGCCUCUACCCGCCCGCCUAUGGGCCUAUCCCCAGCCUGUCGAUGCCGCCAUCCCCGGGCCCGCCGGCCUUCAGCGGCCCCCCGCUACCCUGGGCCUCUGAGGCGGGGCACCUGGACGGGAUGUAUUAUCUGCCAGUGAGUGGAACCCCCAGCCCCGCACCCCCUCUGCUCCUCUGUGCUCCACCCAACAGCUCAGGUUCAGCCCAGCCCGGCAAAGGGUCCUUGUUCCCAGUGUGAGGUCUGAUCCCCCAUGGUGUUGGGGCCUGUUGGUAGCCUUGGAGGUUCUGGCAUCCAGUCCCCUGCCCUUCUUUCCUUCUAUCACCUCUUUCUUUUACUCAUCGCAUCCAGUCUUCAGACCGGAAGUUACCUUCAGAGAAUGUAUCUGAAACUUUGGGACUGAUGGAGCUGGAAUUCAGAAAGUGGCUGCCUACUUCCUCCCCCAACAAAAUUGUAUACUCCUUUCCCAAGCAAUCCCAGAGUGUAGUGUGUUUGUGUGUGUGUAAAAGUGAGGGGUCUCAAGAGUUGUCCCCAGGAGCCAAUUUGAGGGGCUGUUGGGGUUUGCUAGGGGCAACAAGAAAUAGGAGCAGCAGAGGGCUGGGCUGCUCCCAGAGGUAGUGAGCUGUCUGUCCCUCCCUGAAUGGUGGACCCAGCUGAGAUGGAGCAGGCUAGUGAGCACUGGUGGGAUGGAAGGAGAAGGACUCUGGCUAGAAACUUUGUUAUUCUUUGGAAGAGGGUGUGAGCCUUGGCCUGGGAGACU
This is a messenger RNA of Prionailurus viverrinus (fishing cat), 3621 nucleotides long. It is a transcript of the gene PROB1, whose product is annotated as proline rich basic protein 1. The transcript has a single exon. NCBI's taxonomy places the organism in Eukaryota, Metazoa, Chordata, Mammalia, Carnivora, Felidae. Gene Ontology annotation, cellular component: nucleoplasm. The record is from RefSeq and is a predicted model, not a curated record. Bases 36 to 3101 code for a protein of 1021 amino acids.